Trypanosoma brucei brucei TREU927 is the source of this 402-nucleotide messenger RNA. RefSeq lists its product as hypothetical. The transcript has a single exon. NCBI's taxonomy places the organism in Eukaryota, Euglenozoa, Kinetoplastea, Trypanosomatida, Trypanosomatidae. Bases 1 to 402 code for a protein of 133 amino acids. The record is from RefSeq and is a predicted model, not a curated record.
AUGUUUGUUUUUAUAUGCCGUGACUUUGUUUCUUUUUUCCCCUUUUUAUCUCUUUUUAUCCCUUUCUUUCUUUUUUUACUUUUUCAUUUUGAAUGCCCUUAUGUAAGUAAAUGCUUCUUACUAAUAGAGGAUUGUCCUUGGCAAUUUCUCUCUUAUCAUUUUAUUUUCCUCUCCCUUGUUCUUUUCGUUUUAUAUCAUUUUUCAUUUCGUUUCAUUUUAUAUCAUUUUUCAUUUCGUUUCAUUUUAUAUCAUUUUUCAUUUCGUUUCAUUUACUAUUUUAUUUUACUUUCGUUUCAUUUACUAUUUUAUUUUACUUUUGUUUCUAUUUUUGUUUCCGCUGCUCACACACACACACACACACACACCCUGCUCUUCCAGUUGCAUGACAUCAUUACACACUAA